CUAAACUGAUUUUCGGGAGAGACAGAGAGGGAGAGAGAGAGCGAGAGAGAGAUUGAGAGGGGUUUGGAUUUCUGUCUGAACAGAUCUGAUCUGACCUUCGUUCAUCUUGGAGUUUUAUCCCUUUCUCCCCUCAAUAAACUUUGGCACCUUCUCUGCAGACUCCAGCGGGUAGUUUCGGGGUGUUGGUGGAGCCUGACUGCCGGAGGAUCGGCCGCUCUCUGCGCUUCAGGAAUGCACUUUGCAGGAGGCUCAGCUCCUUGCUCGGACACCUCCUGCUUUCCUUUUUCUUAACGAGGAGUUAUAAAUGAAUGAAGGAAAUGCGCUCGUGAGGGAGAGAUCCUUUUCUUCAGUCCGGUUCCCGGCUCCUCAGUCCGCCGGGCCGCAGCCGGGCUGAGGACAGAGGAGCCCGGAGUAAGCGCUCCCUGUCCGGGCAUGGAGAGCGGCGGCCAGGCGGGGAUCCAGCAGGCGGCGGGCAGAGGAGGAGGAGGAGGAGGAGAAGGAGGAGGAGGCGGCGGCGGCGGCUGGGUGCUGGUGGAGGCCCGGCUGCAGGGAGGAGCGCCGUGGGGCUUCACCCUGCAGGGCGGCCUGGAGCACGGAGAGCCGCUCAUCAUCUCCAAGGUAGAGGAGGGCGGUAAGGCGGACAGUUUGGAGCAGCCUCUGCUGGUGGGAGAUGAAAUUAUCAUCAUCAAUGAUGUGGACCUGACUGGAUACCGACAGGAGGCCGUUGCUCUGGUCAAAGGAUCGUACAAGACUCUAAAGCUCACCAUCCGCAGAGAGUUUGAUCCAGGAUACAUCAAGGAGUUUGGCACUUCACCUCCCUCUCUCCCUGCUCUUCCUCCGCCUUCUCCACCUCCUAUUUCUUCUCCUUCCCCACCACCACAACAACACACACCAUUGUCAACCCCCCACAGCAGACCAUGUUCAGCAGGAGGUGUCCAACUACGCAUCAAGAACAGACGCAGUGAGCCAGCAUCUCGUCCUCACUCGUGGCAUUCAACAAAGCUCGCUGAAGGUCAGCAGGUGUCGGGACAGGAUGAUAUGGACACAAUGAGCAGCACCUGGCACCCCAGCUAUCCCCCCUGUGCCUCGACCACUGACCUGUCCGGUGGCUUUGACUCUGGCGGCAGCUACCUGAGGAAGAGUCCGGACCAGUACAGUUCUAGGGGCAGCAUGGAGAGCCUGGACCCUCCCCAGUCCUCCCAGCUUCACUCUGGAGCUCAGCACCACCACCCACUUGGCCACCACGCCCACAGCGGACCCCACCCUGCCUACUCCUCCUGCCACCAGCUGUCCUCUGCCAGGUCCUCCAACAGCAUCGACCACCUCCACAGCAAACGAGACUCUGCCUAUUCCUCCUUCUCUACCAGUUCCAGUAUUCCCGAGUAUCUUGCCUCCACCCCGUCCUUCAGCCCAGAGCGCUCCUAUUCACUAGAGACCGUCCCUCAGAGAGGAGGGGGAAGUGGUGAGAUGCAGCAGGCUGACAUACGCUACGUUCGGACAGUUUACGAUGCCCAGCAGGGCCUAUCUCAAGAGCAUGAUCUAAGUACCACCUCCGCUGCAUUGAUACGCAACUGCGAUUCCAGAGGUGGGGGAGGGACAAGGCCGGGGCUGAGCCGAGAUCUGCAAGGUUCAUUGGGUGGGGUCUGUUACCGUGGCAGCAGCAGCGGUAGCAGCAGCAGUAGCAGCAGCAGCGGCGGUGGUGUUCCAGCUUCUAACAGGCACAGUGUGGGUCCAAUAUGGGGCCCAGCAGCGAGCCGCAGCUCCUAUGAGAGCCUGAAGGGGGCGCCAGCUCCACCGAGGCGCAGCGACAGCUACGCAGCCAUCAGGAACCAUGAGAGACCAAAUUCCUGGUCCAGUUUAGAGCAUGCCCGGUCAUUACGGUCUCUGCAGAAAGGUUCCUGGCAUCACUCCAGUGGCCCUGUGGCCUCAGGUGCAGCUAAAGGCUCAUACAGCACAGAGGGUCAGCUCCACACAGUGAUAGAGAAGAGUCCAGAGAGCAGCCCCACCACAAAGCCCCGGCAAGGCGGAGGUUUUUCCCAGCCACCUUCACCUCCUGAACCCUCCUCUGGACCUGCAGGUCCCACCCCCCAGUCUGGCCGGCUCAUUCUUGCCACUGGUGUGUACCCUGUCCCCCAGCCUGAGCCCCACUACGCACAGAUGCCCAGCUCCAACCCUGGGGCAGGCUCCUCCGCAGUCUACCCCGCCCUUGCCAAGGAGAGCAGCCAACGGCAGCACCGUGGGCUGCAGGGAAUUGAAGGGUGGGAUGAAAGAGCAACAGAGGGGCAAAAGGAUGGAAAGAUACCCACUACAGAAAACGGACACCAAAAUAACAUUUAUUCUUCACCAUACCCACACUCCUCGUUUUCAACAUCUGCCUCUUCACAGCGCAGGACUCAAGCACAUGGGGCAGACAGGCCUCAACAGGAAGGGUCUAACUUUGGACACUGCAAACCCCAGAAAACUGCUGAAGGGCGAUCAGAGGAUCAAACAGGGACCCAAAGGCUCCAAAACCAUCAGGAGUCUCACAGUCAGAGCUUCCAAGGGUUCCAAAGUCAUAAAAACCAGGGACCCCAUGGCCAAAUGUUCCAGGAACAGAACCAAGAUUUCCAUAAUCCCCGCAUCCUUUCUACCCCUGGACCCAGGCCCCAAUCCUCUCACGAGUGGAGGGACCCAUACACACCUGUCCAGUCAAGGGGAGACAACAGCAGAUCAGUGGACCAGUCCAGCAUUCAUUCAGACCCAGAAGCUUUCUCCAGGCCUGCCCAAGGCCACGUACCACCCACCCACUUACCUGUUCACCAUCAGCCACCCACCUCCGCCUCCCAGACUUCUCCCUGUCACCUCAGUGACUCAGCAGCUCUGCAGUACCAGCACUGGGACCACAGAGAGCGGAACAAAGACAGAGAACACCCACUGACCCGUCUGGAGAUCGCCCUUGCCGAAGUCCAGCAAUGUGCCAGCUCUGACAGUGUCGUCUCCGCCAGUAGCCAUGGCAGUAACAGUAGCUUUGCCGAUGGCAGCCAGGGGCCAACCCGAAGCCUUUCUGUCUUGGAGAAAGUCAGUCGUUUCGAGCGCCGGGAACGUUCCGGAAAGCAGCGUAGUCAUAGCACAAGCAACACAAACAACAAAGCCACCCAUCUGCGGAUGACUGAGAAAGGCCGCAGCGCCCCGUGUGGAGCAGAUGACCUGAGAAACAUGCUGGAGAGAAGCGCCAAUGGGACGAAAGCCCAUAGAACUCUGAGCUACAGAGGCGUUAGCAGCGACCACAUGAAAUACAGGACCCCAGCAGAUCCCAGUUCAGCCCUCCAAAGGAGUCGCAGUACCUUCCAGCUGGACAAAUCCAGGGAGACUGACAACAGCAAAGACUUCCCCCGGAGACAGGACAUCCAGGAGAUGCUGGGCUCCAUGCAGGACACAUCCUUCAACAGAUCUUACAGGGACUCUUUGAAAGAUGCCCAGUCUAAGGUCUUGCGGUCUACCUCCUUCAGACGAAGAGACCUCAGCUCCUCAGUCAGCCCUCCACCUAUAGCUCCUCCUACUGUGUUCUCCUCCAACAGCGAUCAGCCUCCACCUGUCCCUGCCAAGUACCACUCUCUGGAGAAAAAAGGCCCAAAAACCAUGCCCAAACCACAGGGCAUCAUCAUCACACCACAGUCGCCAACACUGGUCACUUCCCCUCACACCCCUAAGGAGCGACAUAUGGUUAGCCCAGACAUUCGAGGCCCGAGCCCCCCAGCUCUCCCCACCGUUCCGCCAGUUGGACCUCCUGCUCUGAUACGGAUCUGCGGUCGCAAGCGUCUGACAGCGGACCAGAAGAAGCGCUCAUACUCAGAGCCAGAGAACAUGAACGAGGUUGGGGUUUCGGAUACUGAGACUGCUGCCCUCUUCAGGCGUGGAGGAGAAACCAGUGUGGCAGACCGGCGGAGGAUGUUUGAACUUGCAGCAAGUCGUGUCGGGGGUGGGGCUCCUCAGAAUGCCACGUCAAGGCCCGACCUACGGCAGCUUCAGCAUGACGCUCUCGCUGAGUACGUGGAGAGGAAGAGAGGCGUGAAGAGAGACGAGGGAGGACAGAGGAGUGGACCAAGGCCUCGCAGUGCUUAUAUACAACCCGACAACAGCAACCAUACAGUCUCCUCCUGUUACUCAGAAACCCUCAGCCUCUCCUCCGCCUCCAGCCUGCUCUCCCUCCAGGACUCUGGCCCAGAUCGAAGCUUCUCUGGGGAGAGGCGUCUCUGCUCCACUCUUCCUCCUGGAGCCGACCUGCGGAACUUCCAGUCCAACCUCUUCUACCCAGGCAGAGUGACGACUCCAAGGCCUCCAGCACACACACCACACAGUGCUCUUACUGGUUCCCCUCUUGAGCCCCAAGCCGAGAACCCUCAAGAUCUCCCCCCUGAAGUACGUCUCAGCAGACGGAGUCAGUCUUUGAGCAGAGAACCAGGCCUGGGCCACCAGCAGCAGGACGCAGAGUCUCAACUCAGCCUGGGACUGUCCAAGCAGCUCAAUGGGAUUCUACAGAAGCCUGGUUCAGAUCGAUGCUCCGGGAAGUCAGCUUCUGCUGAGGAUCUCCUGGAGCGAUCUGAGGAGAGACAAAUGACUCCUCAACACUACCGCUCCCGCUCCUCCCCGACUGUGGAGACAUUAAACCCGGACCGCCCUCCAGGUGAUGUCAGGAUGUUUGGUGUGUUCGCCUCCGAACCUGGACGCUGCACUCUAGCUGAGGACAGGCCUGCAGACAUCCAGGUGACGGGGGGCCUCGUCUGUCCUCAACCGUCCCAGAACAGUCUGAACACCGUCCAGCCCGCAGGACCUUCUCAAGGCUCCUCCUACACUCCCGUCACUCGCAGAGAGCGACAGAGGAACAGCGAGCGCCAGCGAGCCCACAGCACUUCCACCUUGGCAGCCUCCGUUGGCCUGCCCUGCCCCUUCUUCCCACCUGGGACUCAGGAUGGAGGCGGCACUGAGUGGCAAGCCAGCGGGAGGCUGAGCCUCGCCAAUCUGGAUGCCAUCACCUUCCCAGUCAUCCCGCAAACCAGCACGGGGGAUGGUGAUGGCGGUAAGGGUGCUACCGUUAACACAACUGGCCUCGAUGAAACCCUGGUGACGGACAUUCAGACAAAACGCAGUUUGAGUGAUGCCAGCGUAUCAGAAGACGCUGAGAAGGACAUGUACAGGGGGAGAGCCAACAGUUUAGAGACGAGAGGAGGGCAUUCUGAAGAAGAUGCCAGACGAGUUUCACCAGUGACGCCACCACCCCUGUCCGGUUCCCAGUUUGCAGCCCCACCAAACAGGAAGGACAGUGGGAAGACUGUGUCCUCUUCUUCCUCAUCGUCUCAUCCGUCCAUACGCCACCUGUCCUCAUUGCGAAUCUCUGAGUCCACCCUCUUCAGCCCCAUCGACCAGACCUCCGCAGGCCUAUCGCAAGAGGACUUUGAUGAGGUCUUUCUCCAAAAUCCUGCCCCUCCGUCACCUCCUCCACCAAUCAAAGAGACAAGCAUCGUGGAGGACUUCCCUCCUCCUUCUCCCCUCGAGUUGGAGCCAGAAACUGGACGCCAGUCUGUGGGAAGUCCUAGUUCAGAAUUCCUGAACAACUCCAGCAUUCCCACCCCUCCAAUUUCCCCUUCCUCCUGUGUCCCCCCGCCACCUGUGGCCUCCAGCAUCACCUCCAUCACCACAUUGAGCACAAGCGAGGACAGCCUAGGUCUUGAGUACCAGCCCCUGCCCAAGAGGGAAAAGACAUCCGAGGAGCUCCGAGUGGAGGCACUGGCCCGGCAGCUGGUGUUGCAGGACAGUUCUCUGGUGCCCCUCCUGGACACAUGGGGGGCUAAGUCCACUGUUGAGCUUAUGGAGGACAUCUUUCCAAACAGCAGAUUAGUUGAUAAAUCACAGUGGCUGCACAGGGGCAGUAGCCAGUUGGAUGACAGGAUCCAAGAUGACAUCUGCGAUUCUGCUCCAAGCACGACAACGGAUGGAGGGACAGAGACCAAUUUGGAUGAGGCUGAGAAAGACCUCAACACCAGGAAGGUGGAACUGUGUGAGGCUCUGAGGAGCAGCAUGCAAAGUCUGCAGCAGGAGAAGGAGGUGCUGUGUGAGGAGCAGAGGCAUCACCAGGCGCUGGGGGCGACCAUCGAAGCGUUGGUACAGGAGCACCUCAAAACCAACGAGAGGGACAAGUACAGCAUGUUCAUCGGAGACCUAGAGAAAAUUGUGAACCUGCUGCUGUCGCUGUGCAGCCGGCUGUCGAGGAUCGACAGAUCUCUGCUCGCUCUGGAGAGAGAGGAGCUGACACAGGAGGAGACAGCAGAGGAGAGGGACUCCCUCAAUCACAAACGCUCUGUGCUCCUCCGUCAAACUGAAGACGCCUGGGAGCUGAAGGAGAACUUGGACCGGAGGCAGCGGGUGGUCCAUGCCAUCCUGUCCAGCUACCUCACUGAUCCGCAGCUCCAGGACUACCGCCACUUUGUCAGCACCAAACCCUCCCUUCUGAUUCGCCGACGGCACUUGGAAGACCUCAUACGGCAGGGGGAGGAGCAGCUGACACGGUUGGCCGAGAGCCUGCCAGCGGAGCUGGCGGAGGCUCAGGGUUGGUCAAGAGCCUGUCCGUUCUCAUUGCCAAGCCCCGUGCCCUGCUCUUCUCCAUUCCCACCGCUGCUUCCACAGUCUGCGAUCCCGGGCCCCACCCAGUCAGUCCGGUCCACCACUGUGACAUCCCUGUGAUGUCAUGGACAUGCCGCUGCUACCGGUGGCAGCGAAGGAUGGGACACGAAGAAGAGACGAUCGGCUCCCUAAAAACUCUCUCUGAGCUUGAGUGAUGUUCUAAACUGAAGGUGUAUUACAUGAAGGAAGAGCGGACCUGAAGCAAGCUCAGUUCACUCUGAAAUAGCUAUGCAGGACUCAUACAUGAAGAAGAAUAGCUUUGAAUGUGCCUGAUCGUCGUUCUAUUCACACCUGGCUGUAUGUUACACCUUUGUUAACCUCAACAUCAGAAGUCAGCGCUGUGUGGACUCAAACUAACCGCUGCCAAUGCUUCUAAUCAUCCUCUGCUCUGAAAGGUGACUUUUAAGGACUGUCAGGUUCUUUUCAGGUCAGAAGAUCCGAAGAAAGUUCAUUGUCAAGUGCUUUAAAGGACAAUUCUAGUGUUACAGUGUUACACCUGCAGUUUUCCAACUCUUACCAUGUUCAAUAUUUGAUAUGUUUGCUUUCAGUGUCGAAAUAUUCUUCCCAGCAAAGACAAGAGCCGCACUUCAAAGCUGUAAAUGUAAAAAAAUCAGCUUUAAUUUCUGUUCCUUUGGGCCAGAUGGAUUUGAAAUCCCCACAUUUCCAGAAAUAUUUCCAAGGACCACAGUGGUACCAGCAGCUCGGAGGACUCCUCCACUGAAGAGGUGCAGGCAGGUUAGAAAGAAACCUGAAUAAAUAGAGUAGCGGUGCUUUCUAAAAAGUCCCAGUCACACUGGAAUUGUCCUUAAACAACCCUGACGGUUCUUUCAGGAACUUCAAACAUUCAGACCUUCCUCCAGAAACUUUUUGUUUUCUAACGACUAAAUGACAUGAGCCAUUCUGUCAUCUGUUACAUAUUGUCACCUUGUCCAACUUUUCAGAGAUUUUCACCAGACCUGCUCGGCUCUUGCACAUGUACAGUCAACUUACAGAAAUCUAUUAACAGCAAAAUUGGAGGGACACUGCAACAAACAACUCAGAUCAUGAGUGGGGAACUGCUGUUAUGAUCACUGUCACAUCAAAUUGCAAAACUACUACUGCCACUACUGUCUGUGUGUCUGGAGCUUAUAGCACUUUCAGCAGUUUGACUACUGUUCGCAGCAGAAUUUACACUGAAUCAUAAAAAAUGUUCCGCUUAUUGCUCUAACUAAAAGUUUUUCAGAGUUUACUUUUGGAUUUGAAGUUUUGUUUGAUCCAAACACUGAUUAUUUUACGUUCCUGUUGUUCAGGGUUUCAGUAUUUCACUAGAGCCAUGAUUGCAACACAUACCUUAAGUCAUAACAGUAAUAACACAUAACGAAUUUACCAAACCUAUGACUUCAUAAGAUGUUUAACUUAUGACGUGAAACACAGAAAAUAAGCCAAUCCUCAAAUUGGAGAACUUGGAGCCAGCAAAUAUUUUAAUGGAUAAUGGACGCAAAUAAUCAAUCAUUGAAAUUACUGAUAAUUGUGCCGUCGAUCGCAUCACUGAUUAAACUGACUAGCUGUGUGGUUAAAUGUCUUGUGCAGUUUUGGGUGCAGAUCAACUCUUCUAGACUUCUGAGGAUCCGACUGUCGGCUGUCAGACAAAAUGAAUUCAGCACUACUGUUAUCACGUAAAACUAUCAGCAUUUGGUCAGCUAUGCCUGUCAUCGCUUCAGUAACUGAUGUCAGUCUAUGUCAAGCCCAAUCAGAGAUAAGGAGAAAAUAACGUCAUCGGGGUUAUUUUCUCCUUUAGAGCUACAGAAGACAUUAUACAUCUGUUUUCACAGGCUCAGUAGAAUUAACCAUGAGGAGCUGGAGUGCCACAUUAUCGUUAUUUAAACUGUCCUUCUUAGAGGAUUAUUAAUUGCUGGGUGCAACAUUCAACAGUCAAGAACGCUAAAACAUUAAAAUAGUAAUUAAUUGAAAAUAAAUGCAAAAUAUUGCACCACUUUCUUUUCUCUUACUCUGUUAAGUCACAAUCAUAAAAUAUCAUUUUUCAUUAUCACAACACAAUCAUUUUGUGAAAUCAAGUUGUUGUUUUUUUUAUUAUUAUUUUCCUGUUAUUUUACCUUCAUUUGUACACUGUUGUCCUCUCUGGGCUCCCACUGUGGGUUAACUCUUUCAACUGCCAAUGAAAGAUCAGUAAAUGUUUUAUAAACCUUUUAACAGUUUUGCCAUGUAGCAGGUGCCAUUUUGCUUCCCUUCAGUUAUUUUAUCUGGGGAUUCCAAAUGGCACAAAGAGAAUCUGUUCUACACGGUCAAUAUUUAUUGUGUAAUAAACGGCUACAGUGGUGUGUUGAAUUUAAAAUACAGGCGCUUUCAAACAGCUAAAGUACGGAUUAGUAGAGGUUUUAGCUGUUUUCACUCUCUGAGAGCACCUUUCAAAUAUUCUCCAAACAAUACAGCACACAAUCUGCCUUAUGUCCUCAUAAAUAAAACAGAUUUUACUGUUGAUUAUUGUUUGUUUGUUAUAUUCUUGUUAUUUUCAGAGGCACAACACAAUAUCUCAGACAUUUCUUGGUUUAUUGUUGAAUGAAAUUCACGGUUUGCUUUGAAAAAAGGACGAUUGGAAAAGAGCUCCAGAUUUUUUGCAAAAUAAAUGUAUUUUGUAAAUG
Molecule: messenger RNA, 9296 nt
Organism: Xiphias gladius (swordfish)
Lineage: Eukaryota; Metazoa; Chordata; Actinopteri; Istiophoriformes; Xiphiidae
Gene: shroom3
Product: shroom family member 3
Exons: 26
Coding region: 433-6717 (2094 amino acids)
Biological process (GO): actin filament organization
Cellular component (GO): cortical actin cytoskeleton; apical junction complex; adherens junction
Molecular function (GO): actin filament binding
Source: RefSeq, a predicted model, not a curated record